This is a messenger RNA of Salarias fasciatus (jewelled blenny), 1987 nucleotides long. It is a transcript of the gene kcnd1, whose product is annotated as potassium voltage-gated channel, Shal-related subfamily, member 1. Gene Ontology annotation, cellular component: dendritic spine; voltage-gated potassium channel complex; postsynaptic membrane. The record is from RefSeq and is a predicted model, not a curated record. Lineage: Eukaryota; Metazoa; Chordata; Actinopteri; Blenniiformes; Blenniidae. The transcript is spliced from 8 exons. Bases 69 to 1985 code for a protein of 638 amino acids. Gene Ontology annotation, molecular function: protein binding; A-type (transient outward) potassium channel activity. Gene Ontology annotation, biological process: protein homooligomerization; action potential; potassium ion transmembrane transport.
ACCCCUCCCUCCUCCUCCUCCUCCUCCUCCUCCCCACACACUGCUUUUAGGACGGAUUCCAAUCCAAGAUGGCUGCCGGCGUGGCGACGUGGCUGCCGUUUGCGCGGGCGGCGGCAGUGGGCUGGCUGCCGCUUGCCAAGAAGACCAUGCCCAAGCCACCGGUGGACAACUCGUCCCGAUCGGACGAAAUCCUCUACGUCAACGUCAGCGGCGUCCGGUUUCAGACGUGGAAAAACACUCUGGAUCGAUACCCGGACACGCUGCUGGGCUCCUCUGAGAAGGAGUUCUUCUAUAACGAGGACACGCAGGAGUAUUUCUUCGACAGAGACCCGGAGAUGUUCCGACAUAUCCUCAACUUUUACCGAACCGGGAAGCUGCACUACCCGCGCAACGAGUGCAUCCAGGCGUUCGACGAGGAGCUGGCCUUCUACGGCAUCGUGCCUGAGAUCAUCGGAGACUGCUGCAUGGAGGAAUACCGGGACCGGAAAAAGGAGAACCAGGAGCGUCUGGCUGAGGACACGGAGGCCAACGAGGCGACGGACGCCCCCCUCCCCCCUCACAGCACGUCACGAGAGCGCCUGUGGAGAGCCUUCGAGAACCCGCACACCUCCACCAUGGCGCUGGUCUUCUACUACGUCACCGGCUUCUUCAUCGCCGUGUCCGUCAUCGCCAACGUGGUGGAGACGGUGCCCUGCCGGCCAAAUAAAGGCAGCGUGAAGGACCUGCCGUGCGGGGAGAAGUACCACCUGGCCUUCUUCUGCAUGGACACGGCCUGCGUGCUCAUCUUCACCUUCGAGUACCUGAUGCGCCUGUUCGCCGCGCCCAGCCGCUGCAAGUUCAUGCGCUCGGUGAUGUCGGUGAUCGACGUGGUGGCCAUCAUGCCCUACUACAUCGGCCUGGUGAUGCCCGAGAACGAGGACGUGAGCGGCGCCUUCGUCACGCUGCGGGUGUUCCGCGUCUUCCGGAUCUUCAAAUUCUCGCGCCACUCGCAGGGUUUGAGGAUUUUGGGCUACACGCUGAAGAGCUGCGCGUCCGAGCUGGGCUUCCUGCUCUUCUCCCUCACCAUGGCCAUCAUCAUCUUCGCCACCGUCAUGUUCUACGCCGAGAAGGGCACCAAGGGCUCCACCUUCACCUCCAUCCCGGCCUCCUUCUGGUACACCAUUGUCACCAUGACGACACUGGGGUACGGAGACAUGGUCCCAAACACCAUCGCCGGGAAGAUCUUCGGCUCCAUCUGCUCGCUGAGCGGCGUGCUGGUCAUCGCCCUGCCCGUGCCCGUCAUCGUGUCCAACUUCAGCCGCAUCUACCACCAGAACCAGAGAGCCGACAAGAUGAGAGCGCAGCAGAAAGUGCGUUUGGCUCGGAUCCGCAUGGCCAAGAAAGGAACUGCCAACGCCUUCCUGCAAUACAAAGAGGACCGAGCACUCGGGGACCGGGACAGUGACAGCACAGCUCUGUGUGUGAAGAAUCGUUCGGCAUUCGAGCAUCAACACAAUCAUCUGCUGCACUGUUUGGAGAAAACUACGAACCACGAGUUCACGGACGAGAUGACCUACAGCGAGCUCUGCAUGACGGAGUCGGUGGGCUUCAGGACCAGCCGCAGCACCUCCCUGUCCAGCCAGCAGGGGGCGCAGAACAACUCCACCGGCUGCUGCCCGCGCCGCGCCCGCAGGAGAGCCGCCAUGCGCCUCGCCAACUCCACCGUGUCCGUGAGCCGCGGCAGCGUCCAGGAGCUGGACACGCUGCACGUCAAGACCACCGCCAUCCCGCCGCAAACCCGCUCCAGUCUCAACGCGCAGGCGGGCGAUCUGAAGCUGAACUGUGGCGAGCAGGACUUCACCGCGGCCAUCAUCAGCAUCCCCACGCCGCCCGCCAACACGCCGGAUGAGAGUCUCCCCCCGUCGCCCGCGCCGAUCCCCGGCAUCCUGCGCAACACUCGAGCCACAGCCUACACGCACGAGACCGUCAAAAUCUCCUCCUUAUAACC